Messenger RNA from Anopheles bellator, 6642 nucleotides. It is a transcript of the gene Top1, whose product is annotated as DNA topoisomerase I, mitochondrial. NCBI's taxonomy places the organism in Eukaryota, Metazoa, Arthropoda, Insecta, Diptera, Culicidae. Gene Ontology annotation, biological process: DNA topological change; chromosome segregation; DNA replication. The transcript is spliced from 8 exons. The record is from RefSeq and is a predicted model, not a curated record. Bases 319 to 3633 code for a protein of 1104 amino acids. Gene Ontology annotation, molecular function: DNA topoisomerase type I (single strand cut, ATP-independent) activity; DNA binding. Gene Ontology annotation, cellular component: chromosome; nucleolus.
GUGACGACGGUCGAGGUGAACGCGUUUAGAGGCGAGAGCGAAGGAUCGAGCUUAGCCGUCACGCCGACAGACAAAAGUGAAAUCGUCACACUCUCCGCUGUGCUACAUCGGGGGCUGGGACUUAGAAAAAUUUUCAUAGCUCGGACGGUCUUUCUAGGCUCUGUGUGUGCGGUGUCGCGGCGGCCACUCUUCCGGAUAUCGCAUCAUUAUCACCGUCGCCACUAAUCCGUUCACAAUCGUUUUUGGUCGUCCUUCGCCGCGGUCCGGUGUCUCGACCCACGGUGCGAGCAGCGGAAAAGGCGAACUACCACCAGCACCAUGAGCGUGGAAACGGUCAUUCCACCAGCAAGCGGUCAUCCUCAGCCAGCGGAUUCAUUGAAGCAAAUGAAUGGAAUAGUCGAUCGCCCAAAUGGUGUAAGCAAUGGUCAUGCGGUUAGUGGUGGCAGCGGCGGCGGUGGAGAAAAUGGCAAUCGCCACAAGAGCCACAAGAGCUCGAGUAAGGACAAGCAUCGGGACAAAGAUCGCGAUCAUCACCGGUCCGACAAGGACAAGCAUCGGGACAAGGACAGGCAUCGGGAGAAAGAUCGCGAACGUGAGAAGGAUAAGCAUCGAGAUCGGGAGCGAGACAAGCAAAAGAGCAGCAGCGGCAGCGGUGGUCAUUCCUCAAAGAGUGGAGGAAGUUCGUCCAAGGACAAGGACAAGGAGAAGCACGGUAGUUCCGGUAGCAGUAGUACCAACAAGGACAAGGAAAGGUCUCACCACACCAGUUCGUCCUCGCACAAGAGCUCGAAAAGUGACAAGGAUCGCUCGAAAGACAAGGAACGGGACAAAGAUAAACAUCGUAGCCGUGAGGAUGGAAAAGACCGUAGUGAGCGUGAUAAGAAAGAUCGAGACAAGAGCAGCCGAAGCGACAAGGAUAAGCACAAAUCAUCAUCGUCCACGUCGAGUAGCAAGGAUAAGGAUCGCGACAAGCACAAAAGCAGUGGCGGCGGUAGUUCGAGCCGCGACAAGGACAAACAUUCCAGCAGCGGUAGUUCGAAACGAGAUAAGGACAAACAUUCGUCGUCGUCCUCCUCGUCAAGGCACAGGAGGGAGGGGAAAGAUGACGAAGGUGUUGUUCCAGCGGCCGUGGCUGCCGUAAAGCCGAUGCCAAUUGACGAUGCAGAUGGGCUUCCAAGAGAGUUCCUGAAUGGCGAUGGACACGUGAAGGUUGAACACGAUAUGUCACAGGAGUGUCGGGGGACCAAACCGCACGAUGCGCUUGAUAUGUCGCAGGCCAGUUCGUGCGAUUACUCUUUGUCACAAUUUCGGGCGGACGAAACACCGUUCCCACUGAAAAAUGAAUCGAUGGAUCACAAUCAGUCGAAUCAACGAGAAGACUACCGAGAAGGGGACGAUGAGGGCGAUGAGGAUGGUGACGAGGAGGGCGGUGACAGUGGUGGCGACAACGACGACGAGGAGUAUGGCAACGAAAAUGGCCACGACGAGCAACCGCAGCAGCAGCAGCAACUUCAUUAUCAACAGCAACAGCACCAGCAAGCAUAUUACGGUGGGAUGCAAGAUCAGUAUCAACAGCAUCAUCAACAACUUCAAAUCAAGCAGGAACCGCGGGAUGAGUUCAAACGGGAGCCUCAAUCGGAAGAAUCCGAGGAUGAUAUUCCACUGUCAAAGCGCAAGAAGAAGGAUGCCGACGACGGCUACGAAGAGGGCAAGAAAAAGAAGAUCAAAGUGGAAAAGAAGGACAAGAAAAAGCUUAAAAAACGUUCGUGCGAUUCGGACGAAGACGGCGAUGAUGACGACUAUGGCAAGAAGAAAUCCAAAAAGGCAAAAAUCAAGAAAGAGUCGCUGGCGAAACAGGAUGUGCAAAAGACGAAGUUGGUCGUGAAGACCGAAGUGAAGACGGAACCUAGCCCAACGAAGGGUGGCCGCAAAAAGAAAGAAGAAGAGGAACAAGAAGUGUGGAAAUGGUGGGAGGAAGAAAAGCGCGAGGAUGGUGGUAAGUGGACAUUCCUUGAGCAUAAGGGCCCUGUAUUUGCUCCACCGUACGAUCCGUUGCCGGAGAACGUCAAGUUCGAGUACGAUGGCCGAGAGAUGAAGCUGUCUGUGAAUGCAGAAGAGGUGGCCGGUUUCUAUGCACGAAUGCUAGAUCACGACUACACCUCGAAGGCGGCCUUCAAUGACAACUUUUUCAAAGAUUGGCGCAGAACUAUGACCGAGUCCGAGCGUGCACGAAUUACGGAUUUAAGUAAAUGCAACUUUCGGUCGAUGGCGGCCUACUUUGCGCAGCUGGCUGAACAGAACCGCAACCGAACCAAGGAGCAGAAAGUGGCCCUGAAGGAAGAAAAUGAGAAACUAAUGAAAGAGUACGGCGUUUGCAUGAUCGAUGGGCACAAGGAGAAGAUUGGUAACUUUAAAAUCGAACCACCUGGUUUGUUCCGCGGACGCGGUGAGCAUCCGAAGAUGGGACUUGUGAAGCGGCGAGUCAUGCCAGAGGACGUGACUAUUAACUGCUCGGAAGACAGCAAAAUCCCCGUGGCGCCCGCUGGCCACCGCUGGAAGGAGGUACGACACGACAAUGCGGUUUCGUGGUUGGCCUCGUGGACAGAGAACGUGCAGGGGCAGGUAAAGUACAUUAUGCUUAAUCCGAGCUCGAAGCUAAAGGGCGAGAAGGAUUGGCAAAAGUACGAAACUGCGCGCCAGCUGCUGAAGCACAUCGAUAGGAUACGCGCCACGUAUCACGAAGAAUGGAAAAGUAAGGAAAUGCGCAUUCGCCAACGGGCUGUGGCAAUGUACUUCAUCGACAAGCUGGCACUGAGGGCGGGCAACGAGAAGGAUGACGACCAGGCGGAUACUGUCGGGUGCUGCUCGCUGCGCGUUGAACAUAUCGAGCUGUGCAAGGAGCGGUAUGGCAAGGAGAACGUGGUGGUGUUUGACUUUCUCGGCAAGGAUUCAAUCCGUUACUACAAUGAAGUGGAAGUAGAGAAACGUGUCUUCAAAAACUUGGAACUUUUCAAGGAGAACAAAAGAACGGGCGACGAUCUGUUUGACCGCCUGACUACGACCUUGUUGAAUGAAUACUUGAAAAGUUUGAUGAUUGGGCUCACUGCCAAAGUGUUCCGUACCUUCAACGCAUCGUUCACGCUGCAGAAGCAGUUGGAACAGCUUACCGAUCCAAAGAGUUCGGUGCCGGAAAAGCUGCUUUCUUACAACCGCGCAAACCGGGCGGUAGCUAUUCUGUGUAAUCAUCAGCGUGCCGUUCCGAAGACGCAUGAAAAGAGUAUGGGCAAUCUAAAGGAAAAGAUACGCGUCAAACGGGAGCAGGUUGAGCAGUGUCAGAAGGAGUUGAAGGAUCUCAAAAAGAGUAACGUGCGUGAUGCUGGCGCUAUGGACAAGAAGACUAAGCAACUGGAACGGCUGAAUGAGCAACUCAAGAAGCUCGAACUACAGGAAACGGACAGAGAUGAAAAUAAAACUAUUGCCCUCGGUACGUCGAAGUUGAACUACUUGGAUCCCCGUAUUUCCGUUGCAUGGUGCAAAAAGUUUGGUGUUCCCAUAGAGAAAAUUUUCAACAAAACACAGCGUGAUAAAUUCCGGUGGGCGAUCGACAUGGCCGAUGAAACGUACGUGUUUUAGAGAAACAACCGGUGGUGACAGCAAUCGGUGAGUCGAUGAGCCGCCCUAAAUCGAUCCGUUCCAUGCUCGGGAACACAAGCGCGGAAUUGCAGUGUGGGAAAGCUAUGUUUCCAGUGUGCACAGGGCGGGUAGAUGAGCCAAAUUACGGCCUUGUAUGUGCCGACCACAACGAUACAUAAACGCGUCGCCGAUUAUCUUACGAAUUGAGAUAUGACUAGUCGCGUUUUAUGGUUCGUUUUGUUCGAAAAGUGAUUAUCUCGAGACGGUACGUUACGCGCCCCCCCCAAGCAUAGCACUUUUCGGGCGCUCAUUCAGCUCGAGUGUUGGGUACUCUGCACCGUACGAGAAGGCAGUAAACGCACACAGUCUAAUGCUAGUGAUAAGACAAAAUUAAAACUAGUUUUAUCGUCGAUAAUGGCAAAGCAGGAACAAUGCGGGCGGGUGGUCCAGAAGAAGGAAAAAAUUACACAGAAAUCUUCCCGAGUGACCUCUUUCUGGGCGACAAUGCGUGCGCGAAAAACGAUAGUUGUGAACGACCCGUUGUUUUCUUCUUUUAGUUCUAAGGUACGCGCAAGAGAUAUGCGAAGGACAACAUUUAAUUUAUUUUAGUAAAAUUCCACCAAUCAAAUGGAGAAGAUGCUCGAGACUAUCUAUAGUAUCGCUGCCGCCGGUCUACCAACCGGAGUGCGGCGACUAGAAGAAUGUUAUCGGCGGUACCGCAAUUUUAUUCCUCUUCCUUCCGAGGGAAACAAGGUAAGGUAAAUUUCUUGCUUUCCCUCUGCUCUCCGCCAUUUGUGUAAAGCUCCAUAAACUUCUUACCAGAUCAAUGGAGAGGAGAAGAAGGUAGCCUUAAAAGGUUGUAUAGGUCACAGUUUUUUAUUUAGCAGAAAACAAAAACCGAUUUAGCGAAAGGAACCAGGUACAAUCGAUUUGAAGGCAAAAAAGAAAACAAAAAUUGUAAAGUUCGAUUUAGUUAGUUAUUGCUCUCGUUUGGUGUGGUGUAUGUAAGAUAAUGAGAAAGAAUGUAACGAAUGAACGAAAGACAGCUUGUACAAAAUCAAUGAGCAGCAGUGAAAGAAAAAGAGUGACAGAAAGGGAAUCUAAAAGAGAUAAUCAGUUUGAACAACAGGUGCGUAUUGAGACGUCUUAGGGCAACAUUUGUGGCAUAUCCUAUCAAUGGAUGCCCGUUGCCGUUAGAUAACUACGAUUGCCUCCGAAGAAGUCGCCGUUUGUUCACCACACCUUAUCUACGCAACGUGACGGUGUGUUUGCCUAGAGUUUCCGGAAGGUGGAUAGUUCCCCUCUGGGAUCUUCCUUCUCGAACCGAGGGCGUGAUUCAGUAAGUGUGAGCGUGAUGUGUGCGCGUGCGUUUGAGCAUUAUGUAAAAGGUAUUAGAUACUAAGCUUGGUAGCUUUAAGACUUAGUACAUUUUUGUUUCGUUGCUGUUUGCUAGUGUGAGUGUGUUUUAUUUUUUCAGAUAGCACAAGUUGAUACACACUUACGCAAACAUUAGACAAACACACCCACUCAGUCCCUAGAAUGGGAUACACAUAUUGUACAGUACUUUGAUUGAAACAACAAGAUAUAUUUGAAUCGCCAAACACUUGGCCGACGUGCGAUAUGAUGCAAAACGGGAACGUCACAACACGCCGCUGAUCACAAAACUGCUUGAAGGUGACCGUAAUGCAUCUCGCGUUCGCGCCAGGUCGCGCUCAUUCCCAUUCGUUCGGUUUCGCGAUUGAAAAGUUUCCCGAAUCGAAUGGAGAUGCAGAACACUACCAUCGAAUUGGGAUUUUCUCCAGCAAAUCAUCAUCCUCCUUCAUCGUCGUGAUGUUAUCCUUGGAGAUUGGCUUGUGCACUAGGCUGUGAGUGCUGGUCACACUGCUCGCGCACACGGUUCCGAUGAAGAGUGAUAUUAAACAUUACGUCGCGAAAUUGACGAAUGUACGAAACUUUAAACUAAUUUUCAUACGCAAGCAAAUACAUAUGAGCGAGAGAAAGUAACCAGGGCGGUGGUGAUGAUAUCAGCUGCAAUAGCGGCAGUAAAUAUUCAUAAAACAAGAAAGAUUCCUCAUCCGGAUAAUAGCACGCGUUGAUCAGUCUUUCAAAGUGAUCGAUUGGUGAAGAGCUCCUGGAGGGAUGUUGACGAUCGAUACCGUCGAAAGUGAUCAUUUGAACGGAUUUGAAGCAGCUUGUCAUCAGGAGCUUGUGGGUAACGGACAAAAAGCAACAAUGACUACCAACGGUUCAUACAGAAGUGUGUCCGUUCUCUUAGGAAAUAAUACAGAAAAACUAGUGCCGAUCUUCAUUGAACCGCUUUCCUGAUAACAGCAGACUGCUGCCACCUUUCGUUCUGCAAUAAACCUAUUUAGAUAACGUUCCGCGGGAGCACACGAUUGGCUACGAGCGACAAUCGUUCAGCAAUUAAAACAGACCGUUCGAUAAGGCGCGUUGCGCCAUUGUCAACGAUCGAUGUGUAAAACCUAAGCUAAGAGAUCAUUUUAGUUUUUACGUUAACGGUAGCGACUCAGUGCGCCCAAAACUCCACCCAACCGGUGUGCGUGUGAAUGCUGCACGCAUGUUUUAAGGCGAGGAAAAAUAAAAAUUGAUGGCGGGAACUCCGUUGAUGAUGGGGAGAAACCGUUUAGCCCUUCGAACACAGAACUGAUGAUAAUAAUUCUGAUACUGACACACACACACACACAGUACUUGUUCAGAGCCAUGAACGCCCUGACAUUAUAACAAACACAACACAAAACAACAUAAACACGAUCCAAAUAUGCGUAGCAAAUCUGGGUGGAUAUACAAAAUUGGACGAACAUAAAACGAAAAACGAACGGCAGAGCACGUUUAAUGUGCACCAGGAGCGUAUAAUAAGAUGAAAGUUGUAGAACAUAGAAAACAUAUUGAGGAGAGAGAAGUGCGAAGGGCUGAAGAUUAGCAACAUAAAUAAAACAAAAUGGGACUCUGAGCAUAAAUGAUGAUAAAGAUGAUGAUUUGAAUAAACUA